AGACAUGUCGGAAAGUGGGAGUCAGGAAGCCGCCGGGGCCGCGAACGGCAGCUCAGCGAGGCACGGACCGAGGCCGGCCGUGGGCAACAGGGUGGCAGUGGUGCUGGGGGCGCAGUGGGGCGACGAGGGAAAGGGCAAAGUUGUGGACCUGCUGGCACAAGACGCGGAUAUCGUGUGCAGAUGUCAGGGGCGUAACAAUGCGGCCACAGUGGUGGUUGAUUCGGUGGAGUAUGACUUUCACCCUCCCAGCGGCAUCAUCAAUCCCAAGGUCACCGCCUUCAUCGGCAAUGGCGUAGUAAUCCAUCUUCCUGGCCUGUUUGAAGAGGCAGAGAAGAAUGAACGCAAAGGAAAAGGUCUGAAGGACUGGGACAAAAGGUUGAUCAUCUCAGACAGAGCGCAUAUCGUGUUUGACUUCCACCAAGCGGUUGAUGGCGUUCAGGAGCAGCAGAGACAAGAGCAAGCAGGCAAGAACCUGGGAACAACAAAGAAGGGGAUUGGUCCAGUGUACUCGGCCAAGGCGGCACGAAGCGGCCUCAGGAUAUGUGACCUGCUGUCGGACUUCACUCAGUUCUCUGAAAGGUAUAAGGUGUUGGCCCAGCAGUACAAGGCCAUGUACCCAACUCUGGAGAUUGACAUAGACGGAGAGCUGGUCAAAUUAAAGGACUAUGUGGAGAGGAUCAAGCCCAUGGUGAGAGAUGGGGUGCAUUACAUGUAUGAGGCUCUUCACGGCCCCCCUAAGAACAUCCUGGUAGAAGGGGCCAACGCAGCGCUACUGGACAUAGAUUUUGGGACGUACCCGUUUGUGACGUCGUCUAACUGUACGGUGGGCGGGGUGUGCACAGGCCUUGGCAUGCCGCCUCAGAACGUGGGCGAAGUUUAUGGAGUCGUCAAGGCAUACACCACCAGGGUGGGCAUCGGAGCCUUCCCCUCGGAGCAGAGCAACGAGAUCGGAGAGCUGCUUCAGACCCGGGGGAAGGAGGUGGGAGUGACCACGGGCAGGAAGAGGCGAUGUGGUUGGCUGGACCUGGUGCUCAUCAAAUACGCGCACAUGAUUAAUGGCUUCACUGCCCUGGCUCUCACCAAGCUCGACAUCCUCGAUGUUUUCCCAGAGAUCAAAGUGGGCGUAGCCUACAAAGUCAAUAACCAAACUAUACCUCACUUUCCAGCCAAUCAGGAGGUGCUGCAGCGUGUGGAAGUCCAGUAUGAGACGCUGCCCGGCUGGAACAGCGACACCUCAGCAGCCAGAAGCUUUGAGGAGCUGCCUGAGAAUGCCCAGAAAUAUGUCCGCUACGUCGAGGAGCAAGUGGGGGUGCCAGUCAAAUGGAUCGGCGUGGGCAAGUCAAGGGAAUCCAUGAUCCAGUUGUUUUAGAUCGGGGGGGCAGAGGACACACAGCAGCAAGCCGACUGUACCCCACACACACACAGCCUCCCUGCCUGUCUCUGCUCUCCGAGAGAGGGGGAAGAGGGCAGGGCACGACCGCUGGUUUUUAUUUCCAAUGCUUUACCACUGUAUCAGACUGCCCCACCUUACAAGCCGGACCUCACUGGAUCAGACUGCAUCAGACUGACUAACUUGUACGAAUGGUUCCUGACGUUUCACACACGGAUUUUUAACAGGUUCAAACCUCACUGUAACAUGUUCUAGCAGACGCCCUCGUCCUGUUGCCUUCCUCUGUUAUUUGCCCCGGUUUAUAUUAUAGCCACUCAGAGCAGAUGCAUGAACAAACACACACUUGCCGACACUAACCGGCGUGAUGUCUGAGAAAGGACUCAGUGGAACGGACUCUGCGUGCGCUCACACACAAACACACACAUACACACACACUAUAUCAUUACCCCAAAGGAGCAGUCCAUGGAAUCGUGAGGUCACAUGUCUCUUAAGUGUAUUUCUGUUAACGUCAGCUGUGUUCUGUGCGCGCCUAGCCAGUCUGUUAGGAAAUCAGUUUGAAGUUUUGAUCUUGGCACUUUAGAUGCUUUGGACAUUUUCUGCUUUUCCUCUGUUCUUUGACUCCUGGCUAAGAAAUUUUGACGAAAAUUCAAAUGCCGAUUCUGAGUUUAUGUUUGCACAUGCAAGUUUCUCAUGUACCGCUACGUUACUACCACUACUAGGAUCUGAUUUAAAGGAAUACUGCAACAUUUUGGGAAAAAAAUAGCCUUUCUCUCACUUACCCAGAGUGAGACAAGAUGUUUGAUACCAUUUUCACCUCCAUACGUCCACUGGUUCAGUUUCUCUGGGUAGCAUUUUGUGUGAACUUAGCAUAACUAACUCCAAAGCCGUCUUAUUUACACACUAUAUCAUGUAUUUGCAGUACAUGUCUUGGAAUUAAAAAAGGAGUCAUUUUAGAGAAGUGUGCCAGUCUUCAGAAAUUACAGUUCCACCAUCUAACCUCUCCAAAAAUUAUUCUUUUUUUUCCAAGACAUGUACAUUGUGUAAUGAUACAUUAUGUAAUUAAUUUUUACCACUUUGACAGAGCAGGACUAAUGGCUGCCAUAGACUUCAAGUCAUUAAGCUAAGGUAACAUGAAAUGCCACCCAUAUGAAUGCACUACUGGACGUACAGAGGUGAAAAAGGUAUCAAACAUCUUGUCUCAGUCUGGGAAAGUCAGAAAAAAGGGAUUUUGCCUAAAACAUCAUAAUCCUUUAACUAUCCAUUGUAAUAUUUAGUACCUGCAUAGGAAACCAGCUGUGUGUUGUUGGAGUUUUUAAGGGGAUAUCAACAAUCCAGGAGGCCUCAAUCUUUGUACAUCUGUAUUAUUUUAAAUGAUUCUGAUAGUCCUUAUCUCGAUUUCUUGUCUCUUUCAACACACUGUGACUUACAGAGUAGCACACAAUGCAACACAAACAUAUGUACGUCUCUGUCACAAUGUCGACAAAGAGGGAAGGUAAUGACAGUAAUGACAGUCCUUCAACAGAAAGGAAUAUCUAGUGUAAAUGUGGAUGAUGAAGGCGAUGAAGUGUCUUAUUCUCAGUUGUCCUGUUUAGUGAAAUCUUGGUCACUGCUGUAACACGGGGCUUUGAAAAGAGGCGACUGAUCUCCAAAGCAUAUGGUGGUGGAAGUCAAUGCACCAGUUUCAGGCUUUCUGCAAGGAUUAUUUAUUUGCAGGUGUGCUCUGAAUAUUUUGUCCUUCUCAAACUAAUGCUGCUUGUUAGUAAUUCGUGACCUACAUUGCAGUGGCAGAAAUGCACUGUGCACUGAAGCGGCUUAAACAGCAUUUAAACUGAAUUUGACACCUUGAGUGGGCAGCAUAAAAUUUUUGGAUUUCCUUCCAAAAUGCUACAUAAACACUUUGAAACAGUUUUGAUACCUGCAAUUUUACAUUUGGUAUUUUUAAAAAAAGGUGUUAAUUGAAUCUUCAAAAGCAACUUUUUUUUUUGUAAACAAGAGUCUUAAGAUGACUUACAGCUUUAAUAGUAGCCCUUUUGUGUGCAGUUUAAUUUGGGAGUUAAAUUCUUCAGUUUUUCAAAGUAAAAGAUAUGAAAUAAUAUAUAAUCAGUGUUCUCUGCAGUGGCCAAAACAUGCCUUGCAUAUACAUACAGCCCCAGUCACUGGCAGAAAGAUAGAGAUUUAAAGGGAUUAUUUUCAUCUUGGGAUAGUACGCUGCUGCUGUCAUCUAAAACCCUUAUGACUCUGAGCUGUGAAAUAUACUCAAAACCCAAUUGUAUAGUUAAAAAAAAUGCAAACUGAAAAUUGGGUUGUUUUUCUUAAUUCCUGAAAAGCAGCUUUUCCUUUCUCUUUCCUGACAGCAGGACAGUGUUUCUCUGUCUCAGACUGCUUGGUUAUGGAACAUUUAUCCUCUUGCAUGCUCUGCCAACACUCUUUGAAUUCCUGUUUUUAUGAAAUUGGAAACAUUUAAGUGACUGGAAAAGUUGCGGUCGCCCUUUCUGAUUUUGCUCCUUCCCUCCGAUGCUCAUUUCCUCUCUCCUUUUAUGUUUUACUUCCUCCCCCCUCCUCCUCCUCUCCCUGCCUGCUCAGUGAGUUUUCAGGACAGACUUUGCCUUGGCACCUGGUUAAGACUAAUGAAUGUGUUUUACUGACCUUACGCACACUAUACACACACUCACGAAAAGAAAACCCUCACCGCAGCAGUUUGAGCACGGAUUUGCCUACUGUGUGGAACUCUCGAGUCUCUGUUCCCGUUAAAACACACACAUCAGCUGAUUACGCCCUGGUGAGGGACUUCUACAGCAUUGCUUUACUUUGUGUGAAGAAUGUGUAAUAUAAUCAAUUGACAAAAAUCUUUUAAACAUGUCUCUGAUGUAUGUUUGUAAGCCUUUUACUAGACAACACCAAGCCAUUGUGCGAGUGGAGCUUUUACAUGUGUCAAA
Molecule: messenger RNA, 4326 nt
Organism: Myripristis murdjan (pinecone soldierfish)
Lineage: Eukaryota; Metazoa; Chordata; Actinopteri; Holocentriformes; Holocentridae
Gene: adss2
Product: adenylosuccinate synthase 2
Biological process (GO): IMP metabolic process; 'de novo' AMP biosynthetic process
Cellular component (GO): cytoplasm
Molecular function (GO): adenylosuccinate synthase activity; GTP binding
Source: RefSeq, a predicted model, not a curated record